Neoarius graeffei (lesser salmon catfish) is the source of this 2221-nucleotide messenger RNA. It is a transcript of the gene fas, whose product is annotated as Fas cell surface death receptor. Gene Ontology annotation, molecular function: protein binding; tumor necrosis factor receptor activity. Lineage: Eukaryota; Metazoa; Chordata; Actinopteri; Siluriformes; Ariidae. Gene Ontology annotation, biological process: regulation of stress-activated MAPK cascade; motor neuron apoptotic process; activation-induced cell death of T cells. The record is from RefSeq and is a predicted model, not a curated record. The coding region runs from base 81 to 1013 and encodes 310 amino acids. The transcript has 8 exons. Gene Ontology annotation, cellular component: external side of plasma membrane; membrane raft; CD95 death-inducing signaling complex.
CUCUGUGUCACUUCCUGUUACAGGAGGGUGGUUUAUUUUGGAAAGUCUGUAAGAUUCCUGAGGCUGGGUGUGUGAGGGAGAUGAAGCUGCUCGGGCUGCUCUGUGUGUUUUGGAGCGUCGUCUGCUUGGCUGAGUGUGUGAGAAGAAAUGACCCGAGACGUCGGAGGCGCGAGUCAGGGUCUGUUGGGUUUUACCUGGCGAGUAACGGAUUUCGGUGUUCUCUCUGUUCCAAAGGUACGUAUUUAAAGAGUGACUGCACUUCAAAUGGAAGUGCCCCGCAGUGUGACUCCUGUGAGUCAGGAUCGUAUAUGGAUCAUGAGAGCAAUCAGAAAAACUGUGAACGCUGUAGGACGUGUGGCAACAAUGACAACAUGGUGGAAGACCGAAGAUGCACAUCGACCUCGAACACUGUUUGCCGCUGUAAGGAAGACCAUUACUGCGAUAAAGGAGACUACUGCAGAAUCUGCUAUGCCUGCAGCACGUGUGAGUUUGGGAUUAAAGAACCCUGCAGUCUCAUCAAUAACACCGUGUGCAACGAAAAACAGUCUCAAGGUAUCGCAGUUCCCAUCUUCGUCAUGAUCGCGGUAAUCGGACUAACAAUUGCACUCAUCAUGUGGGUUCUAAAGAGGAAACAGAAGUUUUGUUUCAAACCCCAUAGAAAGGACAGUACUGAGUCACUGGAGCUGUUGGGUGAUCCAGAUUUGAAAGAGUUGCUGCCGAAAAUAGCGGAAAUUCUGGGUUUCAAUGUGGUCCGGAAAGUGGUCAGGCGUCAGGGACUGCUGCCUCAGACCGUAAUAGACAAUAUAAUGGAUGAAAAUCCUCGUGACGCGAGUGAGCGGGCUUAUCAGCUGUUGACGGCUUGGUAUGAGAAACAUGGCAGGGCAGGAGCUUACAAAGUGCUGCGUGAGAACCUCCUCUCCAUCAACAUGAGGAAUACCGCGAUGGAGGUCCAUGAACUCGUCAAAGGAAAAGAAGACAAGAGAGACGUGAAUAGUAAUGGAAAUGUACCUUAGUUCUCUAAAGGGACGUUAAAGAGGAUCCAAGCGACAGCCAAGAAAAAAAAUCGAUCUUGUUUACAUCACACAAAUAUUUGCACAUUAUCGUUAAUCUGAUGGCCUCCAACAUGGACAUCCUAAAGAUCAAAGAACUUACUGUUGAUGGUUCCACAAAGAAAUGAUAAAGAAGGCUGGGGAUGUUCGUCGUGUAGCCUUAAGACUGCAAUUUGCUCUCAAGUCUCCAUCACUGAACAGAUAAUUUCAGUUUGAUCCAUCAGACUUGAAGUUAAAACUAUAAUGGAUUCAGAAAUGACACUCGUGCUCGAGUUCCUGGGCCAAAUUUGGGAACAGGAACUCAAGCACGAGUGUCAUUUCUGAAUCCAUUAUAAUUUUAACCAUCCUCAUCUGGGUUCUGUUUUGGUCUGGUUCCUCUCAAGGUUCCUUCCUCAUGUUUUCUCAAGGUGUUUUUCCUUCCCAGAGUUUUUUUUUUUUUGCGCCAAAACCUUAAUGUUUUGCUUGUAGAUCUUUACAAACUAUUGAUUUUUCAUGUUUUAGUUUUGUAGUUAAGUUGUAAUAAUAGAGGUUUUGGGUUUUUUUUUUUCUUCCAACCAUUAACCAAGGGGGCGUUUUUUUUGUUGUUUGUUUUUUUUAAUAUAUACAACAAGGGGUAAUUAUAUUAUAUGGGCAGCAUAGUGGUUAGUGCUGUCUCCUCACAGCAAGAAGGUCCGGGUUCGAGCCCCGUGGCCGGCGAGGGCCUUUCUGUGUGGAGUUUGCAUGUUCUCCCCGUGUCUGCAUGGGUUUCCUCCAGGUGCUCCAGUUUCCCCCGCAGUCCAAAGACAUGCAGGUUAGAUUAACAUGGGGUGGCCUUGGGCUGAGGUGCCCUUGAGCAAUGUACUUGAGCCCUGACUGCUCCCUGGGCUUUGUAGUAUAGCUGCCCACUGCUCUGGGUGUGUAUGUGUUCACUGCUUCAGAUGGGUUAAAUGCAGAGGAUGACUCUCACUGUGCUUGAAGUGUGCAUGUGACAAAUAGGUUGUAGGUUUAAAAAAGAGGGGAAAAUAAUUUGAGAAAAAGAAAUGAGAAUUGGGGCGGCACGGUGGUGUAGUGGUUAGCGCUGUCACCUCACAGCAAGAAAGUCCGGGUUCGAGCCCCGUGGCCGGCGAGGGCCUUUCUGUGUGGAGUUUGCAUGUUCUCCCCGUGUCCGCGUGGGUUUCCUCCGGGUGCUCCGG